Messenger RNA from Xenopus tropicalis (tropical clawed frog), 2269 nucleotides. It is a transcript of the gene tcfl5, whose product is annotated as transcription factor-like 5 (basic helix-loop-helix). The record is from RefSeq and is a predicted model, not a curated record. The transcript has 6 exons. Gene Ontology annotation, cellular component: nucleus. Gene Ontology annotation, molecular function: DNA-binding transcription factor activity; protein dimerization activity. Bases 89 to 1390 code for a protein of 433 amino acids. NCBI's taxonomy places the organism in Eukaryota, Metazoa, Chordata, Amphibia, Anura, Pipidae. Gene Ontology annotation, biological process: spermatogenesis; regulation of DNA-templated transcription; regulation of transcription by RNA polymerase II.
CCUGUGGGGGUACUUGGGCCUGUGGGGGUACUUGGGCCUGUGGGGUACUUGGGCCUCUGUGAUAUUAACCCUUGAAGUAAUAGAUACCAUGAUGUCCAGAUCAGUAAAGAAAGAGCAACAAACCUCGUUUGGCCAAGGGCCUGGGGGCCCAAGCGAGUCUGGGGGCCACACCAGUACCAGCACCGACUGCAACAUAAUGAGGAUGAGUGAGAGUGAGUACAGGCAGCUCCAGCAGAUCCUCUAUUCCCACAUGGAGGGGCCCCCUAACCAAGGGCCAAUAGCGGCCAAGCUCAAGCCGGUGUUCUUCAGUUGCAGUUUCCCCCAGUAUCAGGCCGUGAAUAUAACCGGCCAAUGUGGCACCUCAGGGACCCGGUGUGGCCAUGACCAGUCAGAAUCCUGGGGGCUCGGAGUGAUGGUGCCAAGUGAGAAAACCCUAUGUAACCCCAACAGACGUUCCUCGGGGGCGGUACUAGGGCACCAGGCGGCCAAUAAAGAAAAUGAGAUGAUGGGAUUGGCGUCUGUGGGCAGUUCCAAGUCAGCAGUCCGAGUCAGUCUGGAAGAGAGGUUCGAUGGUAUCGCCAGUGACGGGCCCCAGGGCCAAGGGCCACAAGAAUCAGACCCUCCAGGGAGAAGGUUGAUGACUCUCAUCUGCCACGUUCAACGGGCGCCAGGGGCCCAGGGCAAGUGCGCAGCCAUAGGGAACCCCACUGCCGCCCCAGGCUGCCGCCUAGUGUUACCUGCAGACAGUGGCUCCUCCCAGGCACAGGCAAAGACUUCUGGGAGUUCCUGCCCGUUACUGGAGGCAACAAGGCACCAGGAAAUCUCCCUGCCCCGGGCAGUCUCUUUGUGUUACCAACAGGGGGCAGAACCGGCCAAUCAGACACCACGGAGCAGCAGUAGGACGUCCCCUGAGCAAGGCUGCGUGAAAGUGGGGGAUGCCUCAUGUAGGCGCCGCCCAGGCAAGAGAAGCCACGCCCAGAAGGCGGAGCCCAGGGCAGAACGGAGAGCUCUGAGAGACCUGCAGGCUGUAGGAGAUGCCUGUGACCCUGGGGGGGCCCCUGAGGCCACGUCCUGGUUACCCACACACCCCAGGGCUAGUGAGCCGGAACUGAGCGGCCAGCAGGGGGGGCUCUCGCAGCGCAGAGAAAAGCACAAUCGCAUGGAAAGAGACAGGAGGCGCAGAAUUAGGGUUUCCUGUGAUGAGCUCAACCUGCUGGUUCCGUUCUGUGAUGGCGACACCGACAAAGCCACGACGCUCCAGUGGACCGCGGCGUUCCUGCGGUAUCUCCGGGGGAAGCAUGGCGAUUCUCUCAAAGCGGAGUUUGAAAGUGAGUUUUGCAGCAGGACAGGGGGAGUCGCACAGCCGGACGCAGCGCAGGAAAUUAUAUAGAGCAACUUCCUGCCGGGUAUAAAGGCCCUCAGGGGAGGUUCCAUGCACCGGAGGAGGAGGAGUCACAGCAGGAAGGAAUGUGCUUAUUGGCUGCAGCACCGGCACCUGAGCCGCGGGACUGACAUGGGAAUGAACUUUGCAAAAUACCAAAAAGAGUUGGUGACUGGGCCCCUGUGUGUACCGGGCCCUCCUGGUUCUGUGCUGUAGGUUUGUAUGAUAAGGAAUAGGCGGGGGCCCAGUGAAGCCAAUAGGGUGUCUGUUGCUCAGGGCUCUUAUUCUGCCCCUCCCAUCCCUCCACAGCCGUGGAGGCAUCAUUGGGGCAAGUGGGUAAAAGGGGCAGGGUAGUGGGGGCAGAGUGAAGGGCAAGAGGGCAGAGUAGUGGGGGCAGAGUGAAAGGCAAGAGGGCAGAGUAGUGGGGGCAGAGUGAAGGGCAAGAGGGCAGGGUAGUGGGGGCAGAGUGAAGGGCAAGAGGGCAGGGUAGUGGGGGCAGAGUGAAGGGCAAGAGGGCAGGGUAGUGGGGGCAGAGUGAAGGGCAAGAGGCAGGGUAGUGGGGGCAGAGUGAAGGGCAAGAGGGCAGAGUGAAGGGCAAGAGGGCAGGGUAGUGGGGGCAGAGUUGUGCCAAUCUGGGCACAGGCUGCUAUAUGUGUGUUUCCCUUUAUAUGUGGUUAAAGGGGCUGAGUGUGUAAAGGAAAGUGCCGAGAGUGGUGUUUGCCCCAGAAAGUGCCCUGUAAGUGGCCGGCAGGGGAUCCAGUCUGCGCUGGGGGUAUAUAUAGUGCUGAGCAAGGAAGGGGUGUCGGCACUUUGGGGGCCCCUGGGGCUCCGCCUACCUGACUGUGUGUAACUCGGUUCUCAGUUGUUAAUAAAUUGCAAAUAUCUGUU